Trichoplusia ni (cabbage looper) is the source of this 3553-nucleotide messenger RNA. RefSeq names its product zinc finger protein draculin-like. Bases 170 to 1753 code for a protein of 527 amino acids. Gene Ontology annotation, cellular component: nucleus; chromosome. The record is from RefSeq and is a predicted model, not a curated record. The transcript is spliced from 5 exons. Gene Ontology annotation, biological process: regulation of transcription by RNA polymerase II. Gene Ontology annotation, molecular function: chromatin insulator sequence binding; zinc ion binding; RNA polymerase II cis-regulatory region sequence-specific DNA binding. Lineage: Eukaryota; Metazoa; Arthropoda; Insecta; Lepidoptera; Noctuidae.
AAAAAGUACGUAUGUAGCAGUUACCUUUGCCCACAUUUCACUGGCAGAAUAAGUUUAAAAAAAUCCAUAGAAAAUGGCGGAGCUUCGAAGCUGUAGCGUCCUUUAGCUUUUCUCCUAUUAAAUUUUAUUAUUUUUAAGUGUAAAUGGUGUGAUUGUGUAAUUAAAAACGAUGGAGACUUCUGUGAAUCAUAGUAUGUGUCGGUGUUGUGCGUCGGAAGGUGCAUUUAAAGAUGUUAAAAGCACAUAUCAUUGGAUGGGAGAAGAAGAGAUUUAUGCAGACAUGUUGCGAGAAUGUUUCGAUAUAAAUUUAAAUACGUCAGAGGACUGUGACGAGAGUGGUAUAUGCGAGGUGUGCAUCACACAGCUGAGGAACGCGAUCAACUUCAAGAAGCAAGUGCUACACACAGAGGAACAUUACAAGAAGCUUGUGCAGAAUAAGGCGCUGUUCAGAACCAACAUCGUAAAGAUCGAAGCCAAUGCAGAUGAUGAUUCCGAGGGGAACGUGUCAGCUGAUGAUGCAUUUUCUGGUGCCGAAUUCGACGUCCCCAUAAAAACUGAGGAAGAGGAACAGAAACCUAAGAAACGAGCGGCCACCACCAAAACCAUGACCACGCGCUCGAAGAAAGCCAAAACGGAGAGCGGCGAGACCUCCACCAAACGCGAUACCGGAGCAACAAAAAAACCACGAAAACGGGCUGUUAAAGAAGAAACGGACGACGAAAGUCUGAGUCGAUUGAUCUACCGCGAAAAGCAUCUGCCGGAAAUGAAGAAACAGUGGCACAAUCUCACAACACUACUCAAGUAUUCGAACGCGACGCCGUUUAAAGAUAGGAACGACGCGGGCUAUAUAUGCGCGUAUUGCUUUAAAACGUACCCAAACCCCGACAUCCUACGAUCUCACACACACAACGACCACGCAACCGAAAGGCCUUCUUACAAGGCUGGUUCUGGGAUGGCCAGUUUCGUGGCCUUCUUAGAUAUAGUCGAUCUGAAAUGCACUAUUUGCGAACAAGCAAUGGAUUCUUUAAAUACUUUGACCGAACAUCUAGUUAGUGUACACGAAAAGAAGUAUUAUUUGGGCGUCACAGAUUACUUUCAACCUUUCAAACUGUCGAAUGAGCAGCAAAUUAAUUGCUGCCUCUGUAACGAAGUCUUUCACAACAUGAAGUUACUCAUGCAACAUAUGAAUGUGCACUACAGAAACUUUAUCUGCACUACUUGUGGCGCUGGCUUCGUAAACUCUUUCCGUCUCAAUAGGCAUGAGACCACGCAUGGGAAAAAGAAGUCCAGUUUCCCAUGCCGGCAUUGCGGCCAAGUCUUUGCUGCUGAAUCAAAGAAGAAAGCUCACGUCAAUACGGAGCAUAAAGGAAUAGCAGGAGACAGUGUCUGCCAAAUUUGUAAAGCGAGAUUCAAAAAUUACUACCAAAAAACUAGGCAUAUGAUGCAAAUACAUAACGCUGAAGGAAUCAAAUGCGAUCUAUGCGAGAAGAAAUUCAAUUUGAAGUCGAAUUUGAUGCUGCAUAUGCGGAGUGUCCAUUUAAAAGAACGACCAUACGAGUGCUCGGUUUGUAGCAUGGGAUUCUUUAUCAAACGGCAUAUGCUGGGACACUACAUGGCCACGCACACGAAUGAGAGGAAGUUCAAGUGUGAGGUAUGCGGGAAAGCAUAUGCGACGCAGAAUAGUAAGAGGAAACACAUGAAGAAGAAUCAUGGUAUUUCAAAAAACAUGAUGGUUCCGAAUUUGGCGAAGUAAAAAUGUGAUUUGAUGAUGAGAUUUUGUAGGUUCAUAAAGUAGCAGCUGAAAUAAUGCGGUCGAUACUGAUUUGUAUGUCCAUAUGUCAUGCAGAUUGACCUUGGUACUUGUUACUUGAUGGUGGGGGGUCCCUUUUCCGCACUUUAGUCCGGUUUGCUUAGGCUAGUUUCGGAAUGCGCUCAAUCCAGCCUUGCCAACUCCUUCAAGAAGCGCGGAAGGGUAGUCUUCUGGGACCUUCGCGAUCCUCCGUGCUGGAAAUUGUAUUUCAAUUCUCCGACCGUGAUAAAAUCUUGUGAUAUGCAAGCUCUUGGCUUGACAGAAGAACUUAACUAACAUUGCUGAGUAGGGAUAACGACAUUUUUUGCUUAGACGUCCGUCCUGUAGAAUCAAUAAUAAUGGAUAUUUAUUUCUUCAAGCAAAAACUGGUCAAAUUAGUGUGAAUGAAACUCAUGCAUGACGUCACUUCUACGUAUAAAUUUUACUAAGUUGUUACGUCACAAGCCCUUUCAGUUUAGCAGUUUAUCUUUAUCAAUUGUAAAUGUUCAAAUAAUUGCAAAAAUGUGGGUCGUAGUAUUUUUAAUUAUCUAUCAGACGAAUUACAAACAUGCAUGCAACAGUCGUCAUCCCUAUUGUAUUUAGCCUAGGAUUAAAUUAACUAUAUAACCACCAGUAUUAACUUCCAUGUAAACUAUAGUUAUAUACAACUAUUAAAAGUAGGUUAAGCAUUGAUCUCGCAAAUGUAAAUGACAUGGUUUAUCUGUAAUAGUUUCGUCCUAGCAUAAGAGAUUUACCUAAAUCUUAAAAAUGUCUCACGUACUAAGGAAUUCAAUCCUUAUGUCAAGAUGGUUUCAGUUUCAUUUGUGUGACCCACGAAUCCUCGUUCUGAGUCAAUCUGAGUGAAUCAGCCUCAUAAGGACACAGUCAGACAUUCAUAUGUUUAAGGAACUCCCCACGGCACAAGGAUUAAAUUCCAUAGGACGUGAGUCUUUUUUUAAGAUUUACGCAUAUCUACUACUGUGGGCGUUGGAGAUGAGAGUGGCCAAUCCUUGUCUAUUAAGACUAUUAAGACAAGUUACACCAACGCCAGUGUUCUGCUAACCCUAGAGAGACACUAUGGCAACAGUAGUCUUUAGUUUGCUCUAAUAAAUGAAUCCCAAUGAUCACAAAAACACAUCACCUCCAAAACGUCUUCUUUGUAUUAUUAUUGUGAAUUCCAAAACUUUAUUUAAGGUGUAAUAAGCAUUUAUUUAUAUGUAGCUGUUUAAUUGUACAAUUCAGUAAUAUAAUUAUCAUGACAAUGAAUGGUAUUUUCUUUUUAACUAAGUCUAAGCCUUUUCCCAAGGCGUGUUUUGUUUGCUUCUAAUCUUAACAGACUCUGUUUAUCUUGACUCUGUCUGAAUCAUAUUAUACAUUUAAAUCGCACGAUUUUGGUUUUAAAAGAUAUGAAAAAUGAGUUUUACUUCAAUCUUCACUAGUGCUGAUAUAUACAUGAAGAAAAGCAACGUUGGCAGUUGUUAUCUCUCAAGCAAGGUGUCAUAGUUAAUUUUAUUAUGUAAGGACAAUCUACAUUGGUUUUCUUAACUAUUGUUGUUUAGAAUUUAUAAUAUAAACAAGUAUUUUAUAGCGCGUUGCCCAAAUUUCUAAGACAUCGUGCUUCGGUGUAACUGGUCCUAUGUCUUUCGACCUUCAAAAAGUUGUAUUUUGUAGCCUAAUUUACCAAAUGACUUUAUUUGAUUUGGUUUCGAUUUCGUGGAAGUUUCGCGCAGUGUUAGUGAUCGUAAAAGUCCUCUCAAUAAUGUU